AAUGUAAGAUUCAAAGCAAUAAAGUGGAGAUCUUUCAAAAUAAUAAGUUAGUGGAAACUUAUUAUCAGAAGGUUCAAAUUCAGAAUAAUUCUUAAUUACACGUUCUUAUUAAAACUCCAAAUAAAACAGCGAAAAUUUUCCUUAGAAUAAGCAUGUAUCUGAUUAAUCAAAAAGUUAUAAACUAAUGGAUCUGAGAGUAACUAUCAACUCAAAACUUGAAAAGGCAGAUGAAUAAGCACUAAAAAAUUUCAUUGAAAGUUUUUAAUAUCCUUAAAAUUACACAAUAGGAGCAGUAUUCAAUAAUUUAAUCUAUAUAGUUCCUUUCAAAUUUAAAUUAUCAUCUAUAAUCUAAUGAGAAAAUUUAAGAUUAUAAUGUAUUAAUAUAAACUAAUCAUCUAAAUGAUUUUUAACCAGAUACAAAUACUUAGCUAAAGGAUCUUACGAAAUCUAAAAUUAAAUAGUAUUUUGCAAAUGUAAGAAUUUUAUAGAAUUUAGAAAGAUAAUGUGUUUGAAAGCCCUAAAAUUAAAGAAUUCUUAAAAUAAUAAUUUGAAGAUAUUUUCCCUAAUAAGAAAGUUGCUUAAACGGAUUACAUCAGUUUAACAAUUAAUUUGGUGCUCUUUGAAGAAGAAAAUAAUGCAUGA
Molecule: messenger RNA, 642 nt
Organism: Paramecium pentaurelia
Lineage: Eukaryota; Ciliophora; Oligohymenophorea; Peniculida; Parameciidae
Source: the annotation of a GenBank genome assembly